Molecule: messenger RNA, 1453 nt
Organism: Dicrocoelium dendriticum
Lineage: Eukaryota; Metazoa; Platyhelminthes; Trematoda; Plagiorchiida; Dicrocoeliidae
Source: the annotation of a GenBank genome assembly
UGGCUUGCCGAACAACCUCCUCGUAGUGCCAGCUGGGUGGUUCGGGAUUUUCCCGUUCCAGCAAAUGGUUCGGCGGCAGUGUUCCAGGACGUGGUGGGUUUUCGCCUGGCAAGCGUUCCCCCUAUAAAAAGCCACAUAUGUCCGUUUAACAACACUGUGACGUGGCGGACGUGACUCGCCACUAAAUAAAGUCACUGCCGCUUGCUUCGUCCUGGCGAAGCAUUGUAUUCCAGCAACCUUAUGCUGUACUUCGGGGGAGCAUUGGGCCCCUGUUUGACAAAGGAACAAACAAAAGGCGUAUGAACUGAGCAAUCAGUCACCGGCUCCCAAUGGGCGCGAUCCCCUGAAUUCGCUCCGCUGCCUUUCGGGCAGGCUAUUCAGCCAAAGGCUCGGGGUGGUGUCCCCUAAAUCAACACCCUACUUCGGCUUGGGCAACCGGGUAGUAUCUCGCCCUCUGAGGAAACCAUGGACAUUGGUGGCGACCUGCUUCUACAGUAAGUGGCCGGAAGUCCAUUUGUGUGGAGAGGUGACUACUGCCAGCAUUAUUCGAUGGCUGAAAUAUAUGUUCUCCCGCUUCGGAUUACCAGAGGAGAUAGUGACGGACAACGGGCCGCAGUUUACAAGCCAUGAGUUUCAUUCGUUCCUUCAACUUCACGCUAUCCGACACUCACGUACAACGCCGUAUAAUCCAGCGGCAAAUGGCAUGGUAGAGCGGUUCAAUCGAUCCUUGAAAGAGAGUAUCCAAGCUAUUCGCUUAUCUGGUACAGGUUGGGAGGAUGCAGUUCUACAAGCACUAUUUUCUUACCGAACCGCACACCACCGAGCUACAGACAAAACGCCAGCUGAACUCAUGCUUGGGCGUGUCCUUCGGACAAAGUUGAAUGCCGCACUUCCAAUUCCUGCAACCAAUAAUUCUGACGAGUUAGAUCGUCGCCAUCGAUAUCAGACCACUUACCAGAAGCAUACUACGCCGCUCCAGCCCGGAACAUUCGUGCGCGUGAAGGUAAACGCUGCAUCAAAAGGACAACCCACGUUAUCAGAUCCGAUAAGAAUAAUGCAUGCAUGUGGGCCAGGCACUUACCGGCUGGAGGAUGGCCGAACAGUCAACUCCCGGCGAUUAUUCACAAGUAUCAGACGAACGAGGCAAAUACCACCAAACUUCACUGACGAGCCAACGCAAAGCACGCAGCUCCGCAGGACGAGCCGAGAACAAAGACGACCGUAUCGAUAUGGUUUUGACGCCUCAUACGAUUAAGCGGAGAGGUGAUGUUGUGUAUUCUGUCAGCUGUCUGGGCGUCUAGUCUAGACAGACACGUGCAUACAACCCAGACACACACACACACACACACAAAGCGUCUAAUUCUCUACUUCCUUAUUGGUUCAUCCUUCUCCUUGCGAAACCUUAUUGUACUCACCCAGUUAGACAUUGUUCAGAAUACAGCAGUCCGUUUCC